GAAGGAGGGGCGGGGCAGCUUCCGGCCGCGCUGCAACGUCCGUUUCCGCUGUCUCCUCCUCUGCGACGUCGGCCUUAAGAUCGUAUUUCGUUUUUGCCCCGCUCCUCCCGGUCCGUUGCCCCCUUCGACUCCGGCACCAUGUUGGGAAUCCUCAGCUCAAUCCCCACGCAGAUGGAUUAUAAGGGUCAGAAACUAGCCGAGCAGAUAUUUCAAGGCAUCAUUCUGACUUCGGCUGUGAUCGGUUUUAUCUACGGCUAUCUGAUUGAAGAUUUUGGUUGGACCGUCUCCAUAGUGAUGGCGGGAUUUGUUGUUUCGUGCGUGCUGACUCUCCCUCCAUGGCCCAUGUAUCGCCGGCAUCCCUUAAAAUGGCUACCUGUUCAGGAUUCAGGAUAUGAAGAUAAAAAGUCCAUGGAUAGAAAAAGCAAAAGGCAGUCAAAAAGGGAGCUUCAGUAGUACAAUUUCCAGGAUUCAGAUCGCAAAGAAAAGUAGCAGUGGAUAGAAAAAAUGGUAGGCAAAAGGGAUAUUUUGUGGCGCAGCUUGACCAUUUGGAUUUUUUGUUAGCUAUACAGUUCUUUCAUUAAGCUUUUUCAUAAAACAUGUUAAAAAGCAUUCAAAUUUAAUGCAGAGCUGCCUUUAGUUUUAGUGUUCUAUAUAGUUUGCUACAGGUAUUUGGGCUUGUGUUAAUGAAUUCUUUUGGCCUUGAAGAAAGAAAAAUAUUAAAAUUAAAGUGUACCUGUAGUUCAUAGCACUGCGUGCAAAUUCAUGUUUUACAUUCAUGUGAAUAGUGAAGGAAAGAAUACCUUCCAGAAUAUUUUAUAAACCAUGUUUUGUGAAAUCUUAAAACUUCCCUGUGCUAGAAGUGUUUUUUCAAUAAAAAUGUCAUCGCUGAA
Messenger RNA from Ornithorhynchus anatinus (platypus), 890 nucleotides. Its product is annotated as signal peptidase complex subunit 1. Bases 139 to 453 code for a protein of 104 amino acids. The transcript is spliced from 4 exons. NCBI's taxonomy places the organism in Eukaryota, Metazoa, Chordata, Mammalia, Monotremata, Ornithorhynchidae. Gene Ontology annotation, cellular component: signal peptidase complex; endoplasmic reticulum membrane. Gene Ontology annotation, biological process: protein targeting to ER. The record is from RefSeq and is a predicted model, not a curated record.